GACUCUCUCUCUCUCUCGCAAUAAAGGGAAGCGUGGAAGAAUCACGAAGGGCUAGCACUGAACAUUAAGCUAGCUCUGGGUGGUUUAGGACUUUGUUUAUGAUUGUGGCAACACCACAGCUUGCACAAUGAGGCUAAAAAUCGGAUUUAUCCUCCGGAGUUUAUUAGUAAUCGGCACAUUUUUGGGGCUGGUGUUGCUCUGGUCCUCUCUGUCUCCAAAACCGGGGGAUGAAACCCCCUUCGGCAAAUUCGAAGCAAGAGACGCCCCGAACCCCGUCCCGAACCUUCCGAACGACGGCGGGGAUCAGUUCAAGGCCGUGGUGCCUUGGCCUCACGUAGAAGGAGUGGAGGUAGACCUGGAGGCCAUCAGGCAGAGGAACGGAGGAGACAAGCCCAACCCGAGGCUCAGACCUCAGGACCAGCAGAACAUCAUUCAGAAGCAGUACGUCACGUUUAAACCCCACACUAAUAUCUACUCGGACCCGGUUCUGCGCAGAGGGAGCCCGGGCAACUUCGAGCCCAAAGAGCCGGAGCCUCCAGGAGUCCCCGGAGGGCCGGGAGAGGGCAGCAAGCCGUUCGUUCUGGGACCCGAGUAUAAAGACUCGGUGCAGGACAGCAUUAAGGAGUUCGGAUUCAACAUGGUGGCCAGCGACAUGAUCUCACUGGACAGGAGCAUCAGUGACUUACGGCAUGAAGAGUGUAGAUAUUGGCACUACGAUGAGAACCUGUUGACCGGGAGUGUGGUGAUCGUGUUCCAUAACGAGGGCUGGUCCACUCUGAUGAGGACCGUACACAGCGUCAUCAAGAGGACGCCCCCCAAAUACCUCGCCGAGAUCGUCAUGAUCGACGACUUCAGCAACAAAGAGCACCUGAAGGGGAGGUUGGAGGAAUACAUUAAGCAGUGGAACGGCCUGGUCAAGCUGUUCCGCAAUGAAAAGAGAGAAGGAUUGAUCCAAGCUAGGAGCAUAGGAGCACGCAAAGCCACUCUAGGACAGGUGUUAAUCUACCUAGAUGCUCAUUGCGAAGUGGGGAUAAACUGGUACGCUGCACUUGUGGCCCCCAUAUCCAAAGACCGAACGGUUUGCACAGUGCCUCUGAUAGAUUACAUAGACGGCAAUGAUUAUACGAUAGAGCCUCAGCAGGGAGGGGACGAGGACGGCCUGGCGCGAGGAGCCUGGGACUGGAGUCUGCUGUGGAAAAGAGUCCCGCUGAACAGCAAGGAGAAGAAGAAGAGAAAACAAAAGACCGAGCCUUAUCGCUCUCCUGCGAUGGCUGGUGGGCUGUUUGCUAUAGAACGAGAUUUCUUCUUCGAGCUAGGCCUUUAUGACCCUGGUCUCCAGAUCUGGGGUGGAGAGAAUUUCGAGAUAUCUUACAAGAUCUGGCAGUGUGGAGGGCAGCUACUGUUUACUCCCUGCUCUCGUGUGGGACACAUCUACCGUCUGAAGGGGUGGUCCGGAAACCCGCCCCCUGCUCAUGUAGGCUCCUCCCCCACACUUAAGAACUACGUGCGGGUGGUGGAGGUGUGGUGGGACGAGUAUAAGGAUUAUUUCUACGCCAGCCGACCCGAGACGCUCACCCUGGCUUACGGAGACAUCAGCCCUCUGAAGAAGUUCAGAGAAGAGCAUCGCUGCAAGAGCUUCAAGUGGUUCAUGGAGGAGGUCGCGUACGACAUCCCCAUCCACUACCCGCUGCCUCCGAAAAACGUGGAGUGGGGCGAGAUCCGUGGAUAUGAAACGAGCUACUGCAUUGACAGCAUGGGACACACCAACGGGGGAAAUGUGGAGAUCGGACCGUGCCACAGGAUGGGGGGGAAUCAGCUGUUCCGAAUAAACGAUGCGAAUCAGCUGAUGCAGUAUGACCAGUGCCUGACGAAGGGCUCGGACAACACCGUCAUCAUCACACACUGCAACCUGAAGGAAUUCACUGAGUGGAGGUACUUUAAGGAUCUGCACCGGUUCACACACACCCCCACAGGAAAAUGCUUAGACCGCUCGGACGUCUUGCACACGGUCUUCAUCUCCGACUGUGACCACAGCAAGAGCAGUCAGAAAUGGGAAAUGAACAACAUCGUGGCCGUGUGAAGCCGACGCCGACGCCGACGCCGAGGACGUCGCAGAUACAGAACUCGAAUCUCACUGACCUUCUCACUGACCUUCUCCUGCACCAGGGGUUAACAAUGUAAAUACCGCUGAUGGAAAACUUUCCAUAUUUUUAUGUCAUCUCCAGUAAUGAUAUUGCCAUCUUUAUUUUUAUAUGUAGAUAUUUUACUCCAUGGUGGAUGAUGUUUACAGGUGUUCAGCCUUCAGUGUUGUAAGAGGAUGCACACAAGUGAAGAUGACUGACAUAAUACCACUGUUUUUAAUUCCUCACUGCAACGUUAGACCGCUUCUUUGCUUUCUAUUCUACUCCGUGAGAACACUGGGCAUUUUUUAAAUGUUUUUUCUUUUUAUCUUUUUUUUUUUUUUUUCUCUCCCUUCUUCCAGAGAUCUCAUCACUCCAAUAUUCUGAGUUUUUCUUUUUUCUUUUUUUUUUUUCUUCACGACUUUAAAUCUGACUGCUGCUUUUUGUUCUGAUUUUACGAGGAAAAUCGGGGGACGGUGAAUAUAAUAAUACGGAAAGGGCUUACAAGGCUGAGGGGUAAUCAUGAAAAAUAAGGGGAUAUAUUUAUUUAUUUUUAUUUUUGAAAUAUUGCAUCGACGUCUGCUUGGAAACAAGAAUGUUUAAUAAUAAUUAUGUAUGUGAAAUAUUUUGAUUUAAACGUAAGGCAAAUCACUGGAUAAGCGCUGUCCGUGGUGAAGGGCAUGUGACACGAGCAGAGGAAAAAAACAACCAUGUGCGCUAUUUUUUUUUUUUUUUGUACAAUGUAAAUACGAGCGUUUCUAAUUGAACAUUUUGAGAUGCAGCGGGCCUCGUAAUGAAGGUGUACAUAUCUAACGUGUAAAAUGAUCAGCACUGUUUUGUCAAGAGAAUAAAUCGAACCUUUUUACCA
Molecule: messenger RNA, 2988 nt
Organism: Ictalurus punctatus (channel catfish)
Lineage: Eukaryota; Metazoa; Chordata; Actinopteri; Siluriformes; Ictaluridae
Gene: galnt7
Product: UDP-N-acetyl-alpha-D-galactosamine: polypeptide N-acetylgalactosaminyltransferase 7
Exons: 12
Coding region: 128-2080 (650 amino acids)
Cellular component (GO): Golgi apparatus
Source: RefSeq, a predicted model, not a curated record